AUGACUACAGCAUGGGAUGGCUGGCCAAAUGGCAUAGUUAAGUGGCAUUUCACAAAUGCAGAGGCUGCAGAGACUAAGGAUGCUAUGAUACAUUGGGCAUUCCAGAAUCAUGGAUCGAAGAAGGGCAACAGCGAGGCUGACAGAUGGGAGGAUGGGAAGCAGUUCUAUCGCCACUGCUUAGGUGCUAUCAAGUGCAGCAAUCCCGAAUGUUCCAUUGUCGUGCACCCAGUGACAUGCAAGACUGCGUUGGAGCAUCAACUUGCUAUGCCAUGCAAAUGCGGUUCCAAGCUUCACCAUCUACGCUGUCAUGCGUCAAUGACACUUUGGAAAUACAAGCACAGGCUGUAUCACCCCUCCGUUGGACCGUUGCGACUCAUUGUAGGGGUUCCUACCUUGAUUGGGCCUGGUCACUCUGUAGCGGACAUCUCCUCGGUGCUUCUCAAUAUUGAUAGAGUCAAGAAGGAGCAACAGAAGCUCACUUCUACCAUUGCGAAAGGCGGUGACGAGUUAAUUGCUGGGUUUGCUGAAUUCGAGGAGAACAAUCUGAGAUUUAUAAUUCACAAGACAUUCGGCUCUGUGACAGUAAUCUGCAUGCAAAGCACAAUGCUGUUGGCACAGAUUGUGAAGGAUUGCAUUCUCGAUGAUGGCCUGAAUGGUCUUGUAUCUGAUGCUGCUCAUGGCUUCUGGGAGGACCGCAACGCUGUUCUUAUAAUCACGUCUGGCUAUAGCCCUCUCCUUAAUCGCUGGGUUCCCGGAAUUCUGUCAUAUGUGAAUGGGCGCUCUAGCGAGCACUUCAAGCACCACUUUUAUGCACUUUUCAAGAGCAUUGCAGAGGAGGCCAAAAGACGUGGCAUUGUGCUUACAGACGAGUUGUUUAGCGGGGUCAUUGAUUUUAGUGAAGCUGAACGUGAUGGAUUUGUUGCUGCAUUUGUAUGCUUCUGGCAAUCCCAGUCAGAGGACAAACACAGUGAACAUGAACUUUUGGAAGCAGCAAGCAAACACUUGCACGGGUGUGCGCAACAUUUCGCACAUCAAUCGCACAUGUUGGAUGGAUCGGUGGCGUGGUUCCUGAGAAUAAAUCUCAUCUAUUUUGCAAGUAUAUGA
This is a messenger RNA of Laetiporus sulphureus 93-53, 1104 nucleotides long. RefSeq lists its product as uncharacterized. NCBI's taxonomy places the organism in Eukaryota, Fungi, Basidiomycota, Agaricomycetes, Polyporales, Laetiporaceae. Bases 1 to 1104 code for a protein of 367 amino acids. The transcript has 3 exons. The record is from RefSeq and is a predicted model, not a curated record.